UUUAGAAUGAGUAUGUUCUUGAUAAUACAAGUGAUCUGACCUCUUUCCGAAGCAAUAAUGACUCUGCACAUAAAACAGUUUCUACUGAUUGCGGUUGUUGCUGUUCUUUAUACAAAAGCAUCAACUCAACCAAUAUCACUACCAAACUGCCCAUCAAAGUGUGGUUGUGUCACCAUUCCCUACCCAUUUGGAACCACCAAAGAUUGUUCCCUAGACAACACCUUUCUCAUCAAUUGCAGCCAAACUUCACACGUACCAUUCUUCCAAGAGGAAGCUGAUAAUUAUGAUUCUGAUUCUGAUUAUUAUAAUAUAAGUGUUCUAAACAUCUCAUUGGAUGGUGUGCUGCGUGUUGCAUGGCCAAUAUCCAGCGAUUGCUACGAUGAAAAGGGUAAACUUGUGAACGAAACAACUCCGGAUAUCACACUGACAUAUUUUGACAUCUCGUCAAGUCAAAACAAGUUUAUAGCAGUUGGUUGUGACACAUUGGGAAUAUUCACAGCAUUUGAUUCUGGGGGAAAAGUCUAUGCCACAGGAUGUGUGGCUUACUGCAACAACCUUAAUGAUACUGAGGCCAAUAAAUGUUCAGGCAUUGGCUGUUGCGAGAUUUCAAUGCCCCAAGGUCACUUGUUUGCAGAAGUAAACUAUGGUUCUAAGAACAUAUCAGACGAUAAUCACAAAUCAGUACAUGGCUUCAAUCCAUGUGGUUAUGCGUUCAUCAAUGAACUGGUUAUUCUUUCCCAAAUCAACCAUAGAAAUGUGGUAAAGCUUUUUGGCUUUUGUUUGGAGACAGAAGUUCUCUUGCUUGUUUAUGAAUUCAUUCCCAAUGGCACAGUUCAUGAGCAUUUGCAUGGCUCCGUCACUGAUUUGCAUGAUAAAAACCAAUCUAUAAAGCUAACAUGGAAAACAAGAUUAAGAAUAGCAAAAGAAACCGCUGGUGUCCUGGCAUACUUACAUUCCGCCGCUUCUACACCUAUCAUACAUAGAGACGUGAAAUCUAGAAAUAUACUCCUAGAUCGCAAUCUCACUGCAAAGGUUUCUGACUUUGGAGCUUCAAGGAUUGUACCUCUUGAUCAUAGUCAGAUAAACACUCUAGUGCAGGGGACAUUGGGGUAUCUUGACCCAGAAUACCUCCACACAAGCCAGUUAACAGAGAAGAGUGAUGUUUAUAGUUUUGGAGUUGUCCUAGCAGAGUUGCUGACAGGAAAGAAGGCACUAUCUUUUGACAGGCCAGAGGUUGAAAGAAACCUUGCUUCAUACUUUGGUUCUUCAAUGAAAGAGGGUCGGUUACUUCAUAUUUUGGACCAAAAUAUAGAUGAAGCAAAUAUUGAGCAAGUAAAAGAGGGUGCCCAUAUUGCAGAACGCUGUUUAAGGGUGAAGGGCGAGGAUAGACCCACCAUGAAAGAAGUAGCAAUGGAACUAGAAGGAAUAUUAGUUAUUGAAGAGCAUCGUUGGGGAAGUGACAAUUUGUCUUCAGAAGAGACUGAAAACUUGAUAGGAAUGAAGGCAUUAUCUUUUGACAGGCCAGAGGUUGAUAGAAACCUUGCUGCAUACUUUGGUUCUUCGAUGAAAGCGGGUCGGUUACUUCAUAUUUUGGACAAAAGUAUAGACAUGGCAAAUAUUGAGCAACUAGAAGAGGCUGCCCAAAUUGCAGAGUGAUGUUUAAGGGUGAAAGGUGAGGACAGACCCACCAUGAAAGAAGUGGCAAUGGAACUAGAGGGAAUAGUAGUUAUUGAAGAGCAUCGUCGGGGAAUUGACAAUUUGUCAUCAGAAGAGACUGAGAACUUGCUCAAAAAUGUUGAAGAUGGCAUUAGUGGAAGUGGCAUUAAUUCUUCUGAUCCAUAUAGCUUAAACCAGAUGUCAAUGUCAACGUUUGGUGGAAGAUGAUUAGUUGAUAUUAAUACUCAUGGUUAGAUCUUAAUCUA
Trifolium pratense (red clover) is the source of this 1922-nucleotide messenger RNA. RefSeq names its product wall-associated receptor kinase 2-like. Gene Ontology annotation, cellular component: plasma membrane. The transcript is spliced from 2 exons. NCBI's taxonomy places the organism in Eukaryota, Viridiplantae, Streptophyta, Magnoliopsida, Fabales, Fabaceae. Bases 58 to 1656 code for a protein of 532 amino acids. Gene Ontology annotation, biological process: cell surface receptor signaling pathway; protein phosphorylation. The record is from RefSeq and is a predicted model, not a curated record. Gene Ontology annotation, molecular function: ATP binding; protein serine/threonine kinase activity; polysaccharide binding.